This is a messenger RNA of Schizosaccharomyces octosporus yFS286, 1764 nucleotides long. Its product is annotated as mannose-1-phosphate guanyltransferase Mpg1. The transcript has 2 exons. Gene Ontology annotation, cellular component: cytoplasm. The record is from RefSeq and is a predicted model, not a curated record. Gene Ontology annotation, biological process: cell wall mannoprotein biosynthetic process; GDP-mannose biosynthetic process. Bases 213 to 1304 code for a protein of 363 amino acids. Gene Ontology annotation, molecular function: mannose-1-phosphate guanylyltransferase (GTP) activity; GTP binding. NCBI's taxonomy places the organism in Eukaryota, Fungi, Ascomycota, Schizosaccharomycetes, Schizosaccharomycetales, Schizosaccharomycetaceae.
UUUCAUGACAUAUUUUUAGGACUCACCCUUACCCUCUCAUAAAUGGUAGUUGUGGGGACUUGCGUUCACCUGAUCUUUACCAACCACCCAAAAUAACUUUUCCUAGCAGGUUUUUGUAUAAAAACCUAACAUUAGGAAAGACCGUCUUUCUUAUUUAUUAGUAUUUUUUACUCGAGCACUUGAGUUUCCCUUGUCUAUUUAUCUUUGCAACAAUGAAGGCACUGAUUCUCGUCGGCGGUUUUGGUACUCGUCUUCGUCCUUUGACUUUGACUUUACCAAAGCCUUUGGUUGAAUUUGGCAACCGUCCCAUGAUUCUUCAUCAAGUCGAAGCCUUAGCUGCCGCUGGUGUAACCGAUAUUGUCUUGGCAGUAAACUACCGCCCUGAAAUCAUGGUUCAAGCUCUCAAGAAGUAUGAAGAAGAGUACAAGGUUAGAAUUACCUUCUCUGUUGAGAAUGAGCCUUUGGGCACCGCUGGCCCUCUUGCCUUGGCUCGUGAUAUUCUUGGUAAAGACAAUUCUCCCUUCUUUGUUUUGAACAGUGAUGUCAUCUGUGAGUAUCCUUUUGGAGAUUUGGCCAAGUUCCACAAAGCCCAUGGUGCCGAGGGUACUAUUGUUGUUACCAAGGUCGAGGACCCCUCCAAAUAUGGUGUUGUUGUUCAUUACCCCAACUCCGAAUCUCUAAUUGAACGCUUCGUAGAGAAACCUUCGGAGUUUGUCUCCAACAGAAUCAAUGCCGGUAUUUACAUUCUCAAUCCUUCCGUGCUUGACCGCAUCCAGCCUCGUCCUACUUCCAUUGAGAAGGAAGUUUUCCCUGCCAUGGUCAAAGACAAGCAAUUGCACUCUUUCGAUUUAGAGAACUACUGGAUGGAUGUUGGUCAACCCAAAGACUAUCUCACCGGUACUUGCCUUUACUUGUCAUCUUUGAGAAAGCACAAGCCUGAGUUGUUAGCCCCCGCCGGCCCUUCUAUUAUUGGCAAUGUCUUGAUUGAUGCUUCUGCCACCAUUGGCAAGAACUGCAAAAUUGGCCCUAACGUCGUCAUUGGUCCUAAUGUUACAAUCGGUGACGGUGUUCGCCUUCAACGUUGCGCUAUCCUCAAGUCUUCUCGCGUACGCGACCAUGCCUGGGUGAAGAGCACCAUUGUUGGAUGGAACUCUACUCUUGGAUCAUGGAGUCGUUUGGAGAAUGUUUCUGUUUUGGGUGACGACGUAGUCGUCAAUGAUGAAAUCUAUGUCAACGGCGGUAGCAUCUUGCCCCAUAAGAGUAUUAGUGCCAAUAUUGAAGUCCCUGGUACUAUUGUUAUGUAAAUCUGCUUGUGUAUAAGACUCUUUUCUUCUUUUACAUGGACUUACCUCUUCCGUUCUAUUCUUUUCCAUCUUUGUACCUAAUUCUACUCUUUUUUCCUUUUUAUCGCCCUUUUUUAAUUCUUUUAAAAUCACACACUCUUUUUCCUAUCUCUUCUUCUUUUAUUGAAUUAGUAAAGGAUGCAGGUUUCUGUCUUUUUAAUUAUCUCUGGUUGCAAUAGAAAUGGAGAUGAUUGUAUACAUUUGUUCAGUUAACUCGAUUUGUUAGAAAGGCAGUUUAAUUUAGCAAAUUUGAAGAGCUUUUUCUUUGCUGAUAUGGUUUUCUUGUGAUUUUUUACCAAGUAGUAAGGCAAUUAUCUUUGUUGUGUUGAAUUCACCAAUACUGCGCCUGAUAGUUGUGAAAAGUAUUAAAAAGAUAAUCAAUUCAAUGAAUUCUAAGAUUUUAUUUAUUUUUACUUACUUA